AUGGCGAAGAUGGAGCUGAUCUCCUUCGGUUCAAUUUUAACGGACACCAUAUCAAAUGAAACAACGACGUCCGGCGAUCGCCACGGGCGACAAUUUCCAUUUUAUUCGCUGGGUCGAAUUAAGAACGUUCCGUGCAUCGGAACCAACGGACUCGCCGGGACGUGCCAGAUCAAGGGAGAAUGUGCCACGUUUGGAGGAUACGCCUCCGGUACCUGCAGUGCGCUGACCCGGCAGGCCGUCUGCUGUGUCUAUUCGGGCACGUGUGGCGGGACUUCAAACACGAACGCAAAUGUGACCUACUUCCAGAACUCUGGAUAUCCGUCUCCAUACAAUGGCGGUGGAACCUGUUCUUUCACAGUGGUACCUCCGGACAGUUCAAUUUGCCAGCUGAGAAUCGAUUUUACAGCAUUCACCUUGUCACAACCAGAUACUAACGGAAAUUGUAUUGUGGAUAAUAUGCAAGUAACCGGUGGUGGAACCCGAUUUCCGACAAUGUGUGGAGACAACAACGGUCAACACAUUUACAUUCCCUUCAGUGGAACAAGUCCGAUAACGGUUUCAAUUUCGACGACCGCAGCCAUGUCGUUCCCUCGAGUCUGGAACCUACAACUCUCUCAAAUUUCCUGUACCAGUGCGUAUCAAGCCCCAGCUGGUUGCUUGCAGUACUUUACGGGAACAACCGGAGAUGUGUACAGCUUCAACUACGGAGUUGCGGCUAAUCCUGCCAUGAAUGCGAUGGGACUGCCCGGAACAAGACAGUUGGCCCUCUCAAACUAUGGAAUCUGUAUCCAAAACGCUGCAACAUAUUGUUCAAUUACUUAUUCUUUGCCGGCCACGGAACCGUACGCAUUCACAUUGACGAGUGACGUGACAACCAUCGCUCCGGCCAUGCUCGGAACGGCGGCAGUAGGAGCCCAGGGAACGGCCUGCACCACAGAUUUCCUGGUCAUCCCGAAUCCGGUCGGUAUCGCAGCGGAUCGAUUCUGCGGGGCGGGAUUGGGGCCCACGACCAGUAACACGCUGCCCUUCGUCAUGUACUACGUAACCGAUGCUGCCGAAACGGGCGAUGUUGCCAAUCGUGGAUUCCAUCUGCAGUACGUGCAAAAUUCGUGUCCCAUUCCUUCGGGGAAAUAA
Culex quinquefasciatus (southern house mosquito) is the source of this 1134-nucleotide messenger RNA. RefSeq lists its product as uncharacterized. Bases 1 to 1134 code for a protein of 377 amino acids. Lineage: Eukaryota; Metazoa; Arthropoda; Insecta; Diptera; Culicidae. The transcript has 5 exons. The record is from RefSeq and is a predicted model, not a curated record.